Nycticebus coucang (slow loris) is the source of this 2925-nucleotide messenger RNA. It is a transcript of the gene PKIB, whose product is annotated as cAMP-dependent protein kinase inhibitor beta. Gene Ontology annotation, cellular component: nucleus; cytoplasm. Gene Ontology annotation, molecular function: cAMP-dependent protein kinase inhibitor activity. The transcript has 7 exons. The record is from RefSeq and is a predicted model, not a curated record. Bases 640 to 972 code for a protein of 110 amino acids. Gene Ontology annotation, biological process: negative regulation of cAMP-dependent protein kinase activity. Lineage: Eukaryota; Metazoa; Chordata; Mammalia; Primates; Lorisidae.
GCAGGAAAGAGCUCUUCGCAGCGCGCCAGCCGGGAAGGGGCCCGUGGCGCUUGCCUUCGGGAGGUCCUCGGGCGGGGUUUUCCGCCAGAGCCGGGCACUGACCCGGAGCCGCGCUCUGCGCCCGGGGGCGGGACGCGGAGACAGCUCCCUCCUCCCCCAGAGUCGCUGCCACCUCCUGGCUGCAUCCAAGCCCAGUGGCUCAGACGCGGCCGCAUCCCUGCGCACGGUAGAGGCGACAAGGAGCCAGAGCGCGCGUCGCGGCUCCGAGCCCGGAAAGGCUGUGCGAGCCCGGUCGCCAGGGCACCUGGGCCAGGCACGACCGGAGCUCCGGGAGCAGCUGGAGGUUGAGGUAUCCUGAAAAGGCACUCAAUCAAGAGAAAUCUAGGAAGCAGGAAAACAUAAAAUUACUGUGACAAAACAGGAGCAGGAAAGAUAGAGGAAAGAAAGUUUUCCAGAGUUUCUUCCUAAACCUGCAUUAGAAAUAACAGCAUAUUUUAAGCUGAGAUUUGCAGGAAGAGAACUAAAACCUGCCACCCAAGGAGAAGCAGAAACUGCCCUGCUUGAUAAGGGGGUGCUGUUUGGCUGGAGGAGCUUUUCUACAGGAGCAGAGGAGGACGAGCACCUGGGCCACAGGCCACCAUGGAUGAUGCCCACCACGAUACCCUUGGGGGUCAGGAGAGCACAAGUGACAGCAGCAAGAAACGCAGCAGCGAAGGAAACCAGCAAGAUGUUGCUAUGAAGACAGAUCCAUCCAAAAUGACCGAUGUGGAGUCUGGGGUCCCCAAUUUUGCGUCUUCAACCCGGGCAGGCCGCCGGAACGCCGUGCCAGAUAUCCAGAGCUCAGCGGCCACGAGCGGAACCUCAGACCUGCCUCUCAAACUGGAAGCUCUCUCUGUGAAGGAAGAUGUCAAAGAGAAAGAUGAAGAAACAACACAAGACCAAUCGGAAAAGCCCCAAGAUGAAGGAAAAUAAAAGCUUAUAAUCUAUCAAGAGUGCUGAUUUUUACACAUUGAAAGACUUAGCAGCUCUGUUUUCCUGAAUGUUUGAUCUGGUGGUAACUAUGGUAACGCUGUAACCCUGAGCAACAUGUGUGUUAGAUAAUUUUGUUGUGACACUACUCACUUGGAUUGCAACAUUGAUGUCAGUGGAGGGUAUUAAAAGGCAGGUCGCUUCCCAAUUGCACCCAAGGAAAAGGUGAAAAAUGCAUGAUCACUUAAAUACUUAUUAGUGUCUAUACACUCGGCAAAAUUCACUGUUUCCUUUUGGAUUUAUUUAAGCAGAUGUAUUUUUAAUUUAAUCUUUGUGGUGAUGGGAAAACCACUUCUCAUUAAAUGUAAGACAAACAACAUUAAUUUAAAACCUUAUGAAAUUUGUAGGAAAUUAUGUUUUUUGAUGAACAGUCAAAGUUCAUAGGAAUAGAAUGUUCUUAAUCAACAGUGUACUAGAUUUCCCCCCAAAUCUUAAAAAAUAUUUGGAAAAAUUGUAAAAAUUUGACAAAAUAAACAUCUCUAGUUUAUUUUUGUCUGAUCCAUUUUGCUUCUAGUCUGUGUAUCCUGUGAUUUUUUGUGUGGUCCUUAAAAUGCAAAAUUCAUGGCAAACUGUUUAUAUGGAAAAUGCCUAUUAAAUGAAUUUUAUUAUCUUCCUUAACUUUGGGGUAUGCCUGUGGCGGGUGUUUUACUUCAAUGUAAAUUAUAUCAAAUGCUUUACUAGUUGUUUUACUCUGCCUUUUCUUAUUUUUAGGGCUUUUGUGUAUGUAUGACUUGUGUCUAAGAUAAUGUGCUCAGGAACACAGACCUUAAUUUUUAUAUCUUUCUAAAGUAGCAUAAUGUAGCAGCAGGUACUUAAAUAUUUUGUCCAUGAUGUCAGUAGAAAUAAGCGAAAUAUAUUCUUUUACUAUAUACUUAAGUAUGUAUUUUAAAAGGAACAAAACCAAAACCAAAGCUUUAGUAAAUUUUAAUUAGGCAUUUGAGAAAAAUAAGAUUCUGAUUUUUUUAAACAUUUGAAUAAUGAAUUUGUUUUCCUUUUUAGGAAUAUAUGCAUGCAGUUAUAUUUUAUCUGAUUGUUACCUUAGGCCACCACUGUAUGUGGUAACCAGAUAAACACUUCCACUAUGAAGGAAAUUUAUUACAGACACAAAUCUUCAUUUUCCCUUCUGAAGUAUGCCAGGUGAAGAACAGUGGUGACACAUUUUAUAGAAUGAAGUUAACAUUCUUUGCAAGAUAAAUCACCUUCUGUUCAUUAUUUUAUGGCCCAAGCUUAACUUUAUACCUUAUAUAUAACAAAAGGGUAGAUUUCAAAGAACUUGAUUGUCUCAAGCUAGCCAUUUUUUAAAUAAAAUAAUGGAAAGUAAUAUAUUAGGUGUAGCAUAAAUUUAAUGUUCAAUAAAAUAUAUUACAGCCAUGAUAAUUCUAUUUCUAAGGGUUCUUUAAUAAGUAUAAAGAAAGGUUAAAAUAGUUUUCAACUGGAGCAGGUGAGAAAUUUUGCCAUGGGAGGGCAGUGGGCAACAUCUGGUGACAUUUUUGCCUGUCCCUCCUGGAGGAGGGAGGCAGGGGAGAAAUGUGCUGCUGGAAUCUAGUGGGCAGAGGCUGCUGAGCAUCUCCUAGCCCUCACAGGCCACUCCUGACAGCAAAGAACUAACCCAGCAUGUGUAUUGACAGUGCCAAGGUUGAGGAGUCCUGCAGGGGAGCUGAACUGUUAAGCACGUGGAGUUUGGAUUCGGUUUCCUGGUUUGAAUUCCGGCCCUGCUUCUCACUAACUGUGUGGUCUUGGGCAAUUUACAUCAUGUCUCUGAGUCUCAGUUUUAUUCCCUGUGGAAUGUUAAUAUUGCUUCAUACUUCCAAGGGUGGGUGGGAGCAGUAAAUGAGAUAAUAUGUGUAAAAAAGUUUAAUCAUGCCUGGAAAAGAAUUAUUAUUCAAUAAAUAGUAG